CGGAAGUGACGUGAUUUGUUUAAUGGCAGCGCACUGUAUCGCCACGCUUCGUUUUUAGAACUACUUUUCCCCUCCUUUUUUUUAAACGUAUCUUUAUUAAUUUGUCACUAUGCCCGGGAGACAAAACAACAAACUACCAAACAAUUUACCGCAACUGCAGAACCUGAUCAAAAGAGACCCGCAGUCUUAUCUGGAUGAGUUUCUCCAGCAGCACCGACAUUAUCAGUCCAAUGUAGAGAUCUUCAAACUGCAGCCUGACAAACCCAACAAGGAGCUGGCAGAACUCGUCAUGUUUCUGGCGCAGGUGGCUCACUGCUACACUCAGCAGCUGUCUACACUUCCUCGGGAUCUGUCUGAGUUAUUGAUGAAUCACCACACAGUUGUGGAGCCAGAUCUACGUAUGACCCUCUGUAAAGCACUUAUUCUUCUGAGGAAUAAGAAUUUGAUCGACCCCUGUGGACUGCUGGAGCUCUUCUUUGAGCUGCUGCGAUGUCAUGACAAACUGCUUAGAAAGACUCUGUACACACACAUUGUAUCAGAUAUCAAAAACAUCAAUGCAAAGCACAAAAACAACAAGGUUAACACAACUUUGCAGAACUUCAUGUACACCAUGCUGAGAGAUAGUAAUCCCACCGCUGCAAAAAUCUCCUUGGAUGUGAUGGUGGAGCUUUACAAAAGAAACAUAUGGAACGAUACCAAAACUGUUAAUGUCAUUACAACAGCAUGCUUCUCAAGUGUGACAAAGAUUCUUGUUGGAGGCCUCAAGUUUUUUCUUGGUAAAGAUGAAGAUGAAAAAAACGAGAGUGAUUCAGAAUCAGAGAAUGAGGGACCAUCGUCCAGAGAUCUGAUGGUGAGAUACAACACGGGCAAGAAAACCUCCAAAAACAAGAAGAAGCUGGAAAAAGCCAUGAAAGUCCUCAAGAAACACAAGAAAAAGAAGAAAGCAGAAGUGUUCAAUUUUUCUGCGAUUCACCUCAUUCACGACCCUCAAGAUUUUUCAGAGAAGCUCUUAAAGCAGUUGGAGAGCUCCAAGGAGCGAUUUGAGGUGAAGAUAAUGAUGAUGGAACUCAUUUCUCGCCUGGUUGGAAUCCAUGAGCUUUUCCUCUUUAAUUUCUACCCGUUCAUCCAGAGGUUUCUGCAGCCUCAUCAGAGAGACGUGACAAAGAUUCUCCUGUGUGCCGCGCAGGCCUCCCACCAGCUCGUCCCUCCUGAGGUAAUCGACCCUAUGAUCAUGGCCAUCGCCAACAACUUUGUGACAGACAGGAACUCUGGGGAGGCCAUGACUGUCGGUAUAAACGCCAUCAAGGAAGUGGUAUCCCGUUGUCCGCUUGCGAUCACUGAAGAGCUGCUCCAAGACUUGUCCCAGUACAAGACCCACAAAGACAAGAAUGUAAUGAUGUCAGCUAGAGGACUGAUUCAGCUGUUCAGAAAGCUCAAUCCACAGAUGCUGCUGAAAAAGGACAGGGGGAAACCCACAGAGGCGUCAGUAGAAGCCAAAAUCAAAGACUAUGGAGAGCUUAAGGCCAAAGAUUACAUCCCUGGAGCUGAAGUCCUGGAUGAGGAGGAGGAGAACAAAGAGAAAGAGGACGAUGAAGGCUGGGAGAGUGCCAGUAUCAGUGAUGAUGAUGAGGAUGGAGAGUGGGUGGACGUUCACCAUUCGUCCGAUGAAGAUGCAGGAGCCAUGGCGGAGAAACUUCAAAGCAUACCAGCUGAGGAAAGGCAAGCCAAGGCGGCAGCAAUCAGCAGUAGCAGGCUCCUCACUCAAGAGGAUUUUAAGAAAAUCCGUCUGGCUCAAAUGGCCAAAGAAGUCAACGCCGCUCCAGGGAAGGGCCAGAAGAGGAAAAUGGUGGACAGUGAUGAAGAGAGCGAGAAAGGGGAGCUGAUUACACUGAGAGACAUCGAGAAACUGCAUAAAAAACCUAAAUCUGACAAAGAAACACGACUGGCAACAGCCAUGGCUGGACGUACCGACAGAAAGGAUUUUGUUAAAAAACAUACAAAGUUAAACCCCCACGCUAGCACCACCAACAAGGAGAAAAAGAGAAAGAAGAACUUUGUGAUGAUGACACACAGUCGGAACGUUCGAACUAAAGGCAAACGCUCCUUCAGAGAGAAACAGUUGGCUCUACAGGCGUCCCUCCUGAAGAAGAAGAAGCAUAAGUAGGACUUGAGGGCCUCGUGCUGCCUGUCAGACGGAUUUCAUAAACAUGAACUUUGACCAUGUCAAGAUAUUGUACAUUCUUUAAGUGGCUUGUAAACUUGGAAUUUUCCAUUUAUUGGCAAUUUAUCUACAUUUCCUCUUCUUUGAAAUAAAUCAUCGUUUCUAA
Messenger RNA from Nematolebias whitei (Rio pearlfish), 2327 nucleotides. It is a transcript of the gene sdad1, whose product is annotated as SDA1 domain containing 1. Gene Ontology annotation, biological process: ribosomal large subunit biogenesis; ribosomal large subunit export from nucleus. The coding region runs from base 110 to 2164 and encodes 684 amino acids. Gene Ontology annotation, cellular component: nucleolus. The record is from RefSeq and is a predicted model, not a curated record. Lineage: Eukaryota; Metazoa; Chordata; Actinopteri; Cyprinodontiformes; Rivulidae. The transcript is spliced from 22 exons.